ACCUCACAUUUCAACAAGCCGUUGAGACAUAAAUUUAUUAGUCAUGAAUUCAUCUCCUCAACCUAUUCAGUCUCAGUCUCCAUCAUCCGACGCAUCUCCGGUUGCAGUAGAAGUGAAUAAGCCGAGUGUGAAAUUGUAUGGUUCAUGGGCUAGUUCAUAUACUCAUAGGGUAAAACUUGCUCUGAAACUAAAAGGAGUAGAAUAUGAAUACAUGGAGGAAGAUCUUACUAACAAGAGUGAACAACUCUUGUUGUAUAACCCGGUUCACAAAAAGAUUCCCAUUCUUGUCCACAAUGAAAACCCCGUCGCGGAAUCUAUGGUCAUUCUUCACUAUAUUGACGAGGCUUGGACCGGAACUCAACACCCGAUCCUGUCUACAACUGAUCCUUAUGAAAAUGCUAAAAUACGAUUUUGGUCUCACUUCAUUGAUAAUAAGUUAGGUCCCUCUGUCGGAGCAGUCUUCCAAUCUGUAGGGGAAGAACAGACAGCUGCAGUGGAGCAAGUGCACAACUACCUGAAACUUCUUGAAGACGAGCUAGAACACGGCUUCUUCAAAGGCAGACGAUUCUUUGGUGGCGAAAAAAUUGGGUUCCUGGACAUUGUUCUCGGAUGUGGAUCUUACUGGCUUUGGGUGUUUGAGGAAGUUGCUGGGAUUAAGCUGGUAGAUUCCGGCACAUAUCCUAGAUUUGAGUCAUGGCUUCGAGAUUUUGAAGAACAAAAUGAGGUCAAAGAAACAAUUCCUGCCACUGAUAAGCUCCUUGAAUAUGCGAAAGGCCUUCGCCAAAUAAUACUUGAACAUGUCAAGGCUUGACUGGAGAUAACAUAUUAUGUUUAAGGUGUCAUUAAGAGUAUUUCGUGGUGUUCUAGUUUCAAGGUAGCAAUAUUAAAUUUGUACUAUGUAAUAGUUAGCUCUGUUUGGGUAAUUGAAGUUUAUUGUCUUAACUUUUGACGGAGCAUAUGCAAUGGUAAAUCAUAUUAUCACA
Papaver somniferum (opium poppy) is the source of this 983-nucleotide messenger RNA. Its product is annotated as probable glutathione S-transferase. The record is from RefSeq and is a predicted model, not a curated record. Gene Ontology annotation, cellular component: cytoplasm. Gene Ontology annotation, molecular function: glutathione transferase activity. The coding region runs from base 44 to 811 and encodes 255 amino acids. The transcript has 2 exons. Gene Ontology annotation, biological process: glutathione metabolic process. Lineage: Eukaryota; Viridiplantae; Streptophyta; Magnoliopsida; Ranunculales; Papaveraceae.